This is a messenger RNA of Pseudomyrmex gracilis, 1436 nucleotides long. Its product is annotated as probable dimethyladenosine transferase. The transcript has 5 exons. NCBI's taxonomy places the organism in Eukaryota, Metazoa, Arthropoda, Insecta, Hymenoptera, Formicidae. The record is from RefSeq and is a predicted model, not a curated record. Gene Ontology annotation, cellular component: mitochondrial matrix. The coding region runs from base 153 to 1073 and encodes 306 amino acids. Gene Ontology annotation, biological process: rRNA methylation. Gene Ontology annotation, molecular function: rRNA (adenine-N6,N6-)-dimethyltransferase activity.
UGUAAAUAAUUUCAUGGAAACUUGUGUAUCCCACGUGGGUGACGAGAAGCAUGUUAACGUUAUUAACAACAUCGAGGUUAACACGGUUAACGGUAAUGCGAUUCGACUGUAUGUAAUUUCAUUCAAACUCUGCACGUUUCGAAACCGAUACAAUGCCAAAAGUUCGUACGCAAGCUGUUUCCCGGGUCCACAAAGAAGUACAGAGACAAGGGAUAUUGUUUAAUACCGACAAAGGUCAGCACAUCUUAAAGAAUCCUUUAGUUAUUCAAAGCAUGGUUGAAAAAGCUGCCGUCAGACCGACUGAUGUUGUGUUAGAAAUUGGUCCUGGCACGGGUAAUAUGACAGUGAAACUGUUGGAAAAAUCCAAGAAAGUAAUAGCUUGUGAAAUCGACCCGAGAAUGGUGGCAGAAUUACAAAAACGUGUUCAAGGGACAGUAUACCAAUCAAAAUUGCAAAUAGUAAUUGGAGAUGUACUAAAAUCAGAUUUACCCUUUUUUGAUCUGUGUGUUGCUAAUAUCCCGUAUCAGAUAUCAUCACCAUUAAUAUUUAAGUUGCUCUCGCACAGACCUCUCUUUAGAUGUGCUGUGCUCAUGUUUCAAAGAGAAUUUGCAGAACGUUUAGUAGCUAAACCUGGUGACAAAUUAUACUGUCGUUUGAGCAUAAACACACAGUUACUGGCACGAGUAGAUAUGUUAAUGAAAGUUGGAAAAAAUAACUUUAGGCCUCCACCCAAAGUAGAAUCAAAUGUAGUGAGAAUCGAGCCACGAAAUCCACCAGUUCCGAUCAAUUUUCAAGAAUGGGACGGUUUGACACGAAUUGCAUUUCUUAGAAAAAACAAAACGCUAUCUGCAGCGUUCAAACAAACCGCAGUUACCACAAUAUUGGAUAAAAAUUAUAGAAUACAUUGCAGUUUAAAUAAUAAGACUAUCCCUGAUGAUUUUGAUGUGAAACAGUUGAUAAGUAACAUAUUGAAAAAAGUAGAAGCCGAGAAUAAACGAGCCAGGACCAUGGACAUAGAUGACUUUAUCAGCCUUUUACAUGCAUUUAAUGCGGAAGGUGUGCACUUUACAUAAAUUACAUCAUACAUAUUAUAUUCAGAUAUAGAUAUAAUAUAAACUAAGGAUUUGUAUAAAUAUAAAAAUAAAAUUAACGUUUUCUUAAAAAAGUAAUAAGUUGUGUACAAUAUUUUCUCAUGAGAAAGAUUAAAAGUAUAGAUUCAUUUACAUAUAUGUUUAUACGUGUAAUCGAUUGAAAUAUUUGAGUGUUUAUUAUAUUUUAUUUACAUUGCACGCUUUUAUAUACUACUUGUAUAAAUAUUCUUAUAUUUAGCUAAUUAUACACGAGAUUAUAUAUUUUAGCUCCAAACAGAACUUACUAUGUCUUAUAUAAAAACCACACAUAUAUGUAUUAUUACAGAUAACAGAUAACAUAUUAUU